This is a messenger RNA of Larimichthys crocea (large yellow croaker), 2542 nucleotides long. It is a transcript of the gene pes1, whose product is annotated as pescadillo. Gene Ontology annotation, molecular function: RNA binding. The transcript has 15 exons. Gene Ontology annotation, biological process: ribosome biogenesis; maturation of LSU-rRNA from tricistronic rRNA transcript (SSU-rRNA, 5.8S rRNA, LSU-rRNA). Lineage: Eukaryota; Metazoa; Chordata; Actinopteri; Sciaenidae. The record is from RefSeq and is a predicted model, not a curated record. Gene Ontology annotation, cellular component: nucleolus; PeBoW complex. The coding region runs from base 177 to 1934 and encodes 585 amino acids.
GGGUCCUGAUUCCUGCUCGCACCGCCUCUUCCGCGCAUGUCAAACGACACGUGCGUCGGCUGUUGGUGUCGGUAGCUCGCUCGCGCUGUGUUCGUCAGUUAGUUGCUUAUUUUUUUUAAUUUGUCGAUAAUUAAAGUCUCAUUAACUUUGUGCGGAGGGUCGCAUAGUGUCUGUAAAUGGGGGGUCUUCAAAAGAAAAAGUUCGAGAGGGGCUCUGCCACCAACUACAUCACCAGAAACAAAGCUCGCAAGAAGCUGCAGCUCAGCCUCCCGGACUUCAGGCGACUGUGCAUCCUCAAAGGUAUCUACCCUCAUGAGCCCAAGCACAAGAAGAAGGUGAACAAGGGGUCUACAGCAGCAAGGACUUUCUACCUGCUCAAAGACAUCCGCUUCCUGCUGCAUGAGCCAAUCGUUGGCAAGUUCAGAGACUACAAGGUGUUUGUACGCAAACUGAAGAGGGCUUAUGGAAAAACAGAGUGGUCUGCUGUGGAGAGACUGAAGGAGAACAAGCCGACCUAUAAAUUGGACCACAUCAUCAAAGAAAGGUUCCCCUCCUUCAUCGACGCUCUCCGUGAUAUCGACGAUGCCCUCUGCAUGGCCUUCCUCUUCUCCACCUUCGCCCGAACAGGAAAAUGUCACGUUCAGACCAUCCAGCUGUGCAGACGUCUCACCGUGGAGUGGAUGAACUACGUGAUUGCGUCUCGUUCUCUCAGAAAGGUUUUCAUCUCCAUCAAGGGAAUAUAUUACCAAGCUGAGGUGAUGGGACAGCUCAUUACAUGGCUGGUGCCAUAUCAAUUCUCUCAUGACCACCCGACAGAUGUCGACUACAGAGUGAUGGCAACUUUCACAGAGUUCUACACUACUCUGCUGGGCUUCGUUAACUUCAGACUCUACCAUUCCCUCAACCUCGUCUACCCACCAAAGCUGGACAGUAAAACAGAGUCGGAGCUGAAGGAUGAGGAUGACUACGCCAUGAAUUCAGAAAGCUACUUGGAGAAACUGUCAGCGCUGAGUGCCAGUCUGGCACGGGUGGUUUCUACUGCAGAGGAGGAGGAGGCGCAGCUCGACCAGUUCCCUGUUGAGGGGGAGGACAUUGAAACGAUGGAAGCCAGGGAAAAAGAAGAGAAACAGCAGGAGGCUCAGAAAAAGCUUUUCGAGGGGCUCAAGUUUUUCCUCAACAGAGAAGUGCCCAGAGAGUCGCUGGCUUUCCUCAUCAGGUGUUUUGGAGGUGAAGUGUCCUGGGACAAGUCUGUUUGCAUUGGCAGCACAUACGAUGUGACGGAUGAAACCAUCACACACCACAUUGUUGACAGACCCAACGUCGACAAACAGUACAUCAACAGAUACUACAUUCAGCCCCAGUGGCUGUAUGAUUGUGUCAAUGCCAAAAUCCUCCUGCCUGUGGAGGAUUACUUCCUCGGAGUGACUCUGCCUCCCCACCUCUCUCCCUUCGUGGAGGAGAAGGACGGAGACUACGUGCCCCCUGAAAAACUCAAGAUCAUGGCCUUACAACGAGGAGAAAAACCUGCUCAAGAGGACGAGGAGGAGGAGGGGGAGGAAGAAGAAGAAGAAGAGGGUGAGGAUGAAGAGGAGGAAGAAGAUGACAACGAAGAGGAAGAUGAAGAGGAAGAAGCAGAUGAGAAGAAUCUUAAGAUAAUGGAAGAGCAAAGAUCUCAGGGCAAGUCUCUAAAAGUCAAAGUAACGCCCGGCAAAGUGAAGGUGGAAAAUGCAGCACGCUUGGAGCAGGAGGAGAAGGCGGAGGAGAAACGUCUGGCCAUCAUGAUGAUGAAGAAAAAAGAAAAGUACCUCUACGACAAGAUUAUGUUCGGAAAGAAAAGAAAGAUCAGAGAGGCUAACAAGCUUGCUGCCAAAAGAAAGGCUCACGAUGAUGCUGAAAAGUCAGACAAGAAGAAGAAGGCAAAGACCAGAAAAUGACUUGUGUGAAUAUAUAUCUGUCAGACUGACUUUAUGUAUUUAACUCCAUGAGGCAGAGUGCAUUACAGGCUGACACGUGUCAUGGAGAGCGCUGUUGGUGAGCUACAUGCACAGUGAUGUGGGUGUACUGACCUCUGCAUACUUCCAAGCUGACAUGCUGACAUGUCCCAUGUACUAAUUGUGUAAUUAUUAAUGUAAAAGUGACUGUUUGACUCUGUUUGUAUGAACUGUUCCACAUUACACAAGAUAUUUCUUCUUAUUUUCAGAUCUGUACUUGAAACGAUCUGUAUUUUAAAGUAAAAACACAAUGUUACUUGUGAUCUUGCAACAAUAAUCAAAUGGCAUUGAGGUUUCUUACUGUUUGUUUUCGAGCCCAAUCACAGACAUAUCUGUGUAUACGUUAUUUGAUAUGCACCAAUAUGAAAACGGUGUGUAUAUAAUACAGAAAAUCAUGUUUGUAGAGAUACUCUGGUGUCACUGCAUGUUUAUCCAGCAGACUAAACUGCAAUUUGCAAUACUCAGGCAAGGAGUACUGAGUAAAAGAGAACCAGCUCUGAGUAUGUUUAAAGAAUAUAAAUGUUCUUUAAUAAAGUUAUUUGUUUAAGAAA